AUGUCAGAUGAGGUUAUCCUGACACCUACAAUAAAAUCACGCAAGAAAAUUGAUAAAUCAAUGAUUGGAGUGCCAAUGGAUUUCAGGUAAAAACAUUUUUAUUGAAUUAUUUGUUCAAAAUAAAAUUGAUCCAAUUUUCAGACACUUGGCACAUUGUGAGAAUAAAACUGAAUCGGAGAAAAAUCAAAUAAGAACAUCGGUAAAUGUGAUUGAUGCUGUUAAUCAACCACAUUAUUAUCAACGACCAACAUCUUCUACAACUACAUCUUUGCGAUCGAUUUUGAAAAAAGAGGUAAACAUUUUUUGUUGCAAAAAGGGUGGCACAUAAAUAAUUGGGAGAGGUUGUGACGCAGAGAAACAUUUUUCGGUUAGAAAUUCGCUAUCAACAAAUUAAAGGGUCUAUGAACACGUUCUGUAGAUCAAAAUUGCUCGGGAAAAAGAGAAAAAAUUUCUUAAAUGUCUAGGUCUUAUAAAAAAUAUAUACAAAGAUCACAAUCCCAAGUUCUUCCUAAUUCCAGAACAUCAGUCUCGAUGAAGUAUUCCGAGCCCCAUCUCCAUCUCCAUCUAACAAUAAAAUCUCAAAUGCUCGAGGAUAUGUCAAUCAACCAACAUCUCAUACUUAUCAAAAUAUAAUAAUCGGAAAUCGGCCGAGCACAAAAACACAUCAAGCUCCUCCGCCACCUUUACCCGGUGGAGCAAAACCGAAACUGAUAGGAACUGACGAAGAGAUGGAGGUCAAUUCAAGUCCCCCACCUGUUGUUUUCAGGUAUUAUUUAAAAUCUUUUUGACAAAAAUAAAAAAAAUAAAAUAUAAAUUUAGACAAAUUUCGAGUACACCUGCACCAGUCGAAUUGGAGCAACCCGAAAUAUUGACACCAGAUGUGAUUUUUGCCCCAAAACCUAAUUCAAUCGUAAGUUUCUACAGUACUUUACUGAUAAUAAGUUAUUUGAUAGAUUAUUGAGCGACCGGAUAUGUUGAUGAGUUUCAGUUUGGGGUUAGAUGCAGUAAUUCCAGUCCAAGAAGAAGUCUCAUUUGAAUUUCCUAUACAAGAAAAAAUUGUUGAAGAAACACCUAUUUUAUUCUCACAAAGUCCACCAAACAAUGAAUAUUUGUCUGAAAUGAAUUCGAAGAUGUCAACAAUUCGAAGUACUUCGGCACAAGGAAAAGAGGUAUUUUUGAAAGGAAAUUUAAAACGAGAAAUCUGCAUAAAACUUUAGAAAUAGUGAAGCUCUAAUGUUAAUCGAAAAUGCUAAAUUUUUUCGUGGGAAAAUUUCAGAGGGAACUUUAGAAAGUUCUCAAGAAAAAUCCUUCAAAAUAAUUAUUUUGUUCAGAUACUCGAUGAUUUGGAUGAUUGGUUAGAUGAAUUGGAUGAUUUUGAUAGAGAGAAAUUAUCAACAAUCAGUACGGACGAAAGUGGUUAUCCAACAUUAGCAUCACCUCAAGAUCGACAAUUCAUCGAAUUUUUGGUGGACAAAUAUUCGCUAGGUGUUGAGCCUGAAACAGUUCGCGUCAAAAAACCAAUUCCAUCAACAAAAAAGAAUCACGCACCAAUUCCAAGCUUCGAUCCUUCAUCAGAUAAUCGUCCUAAAAGUUUGCCACCUAAUCGACCGCCUCCAUCUUACGACACUCCAAGUUAUGAAGCACCUUCAAAUCUGAUAACAACGAAAAUGUUGGCGAAACAAAAUGCAAUCGAUUUGCGAUCGACAAUUUCGUCGGAUACUAUUCCUCCGGAAUUAUCCAAAUAUUUUGAUGAGAAGAAGAAAUGGCGAAACUCAACUCCUGGAACAAUUUCUUCUGGUAUCACUGAUUUUUCAACAACUUCUUCAAGAAAUGAACAAUCUGACGAUGUUUUAUCAAUUGUUAGUGAAAGAUCGGAUCUAAAUGAGAUUGAGAUUGAAGAGAUAAAUGAAGCCAUUUUGCCACCGAUUCCUCUUCCAAGAAAGAAGUUAGCAGUAUCAAAAGAAGAUGAGAAUUUUGAUAUGAAAACUGAUUUAUCAAAGGAAACCGCUGAUGAAAAUUCGAACGUAAAACCUGAAGUCGAUGAGGCUAAAUUGACUAUCUCAGAAGAAACACCAGACGAGAAUUGUAAUGUUAAAAAUGAAGAAGAAAUCGAGGAUGAAGAAGAUGAAGAAACAUUUGUAUGUAGAUUCUGA
Messenger RNA from Caenorhabditis angaria, 2153 nucleotides. NCBI's taxonomy places the organism in Eukaryota, Metazoa, Nematoda, Chromadorea, Rhabditida, Rhabditidae. The record is from the annotation of a GenBank genome assembly.